GACGGAGAGAGAACUCCCGUGCGCUCUGCUGCGCGCGGCCCCGGAUCCCAGGGCCAGCCAGCCGGCCUCGCUCUUCUCAGCCGCCCCAGGAGGGCUGGAGGCUGGCCAGGUCUCCGCGUCUGCCUGCAGGUGCCUCGGGAAGUUUCUGCCCGGACUGAGGCGGAGUCUGCCCGGCAGCCUGAAGUUUGGGGGCCGCAGGUGAGCAGCGGCUGGCACCGGAAGGCGGCCCGCAGGACCCCUGCCAAGCUGGCCCCCUCCGGAAGAUCAGUUACCGCCGGCCGCUCAGAGGGGGGGAAACUGGCUUUGCGCCCUGCCCAGCCCCGGCAGUCCAGGCAGCCGCCACCGCCGCCGCGCCUCUCCAUCCUGCAGCCGAUGCCCGCCUCGCCGCUCUCCCUGCCCAGGUCAUGAAGGAAGGCCUAGUGUGGCAAUGACAGGGGUGGAUGGAAGGGGCCAUUUUUAGCAGAGGUCCUGGUGCUGUUUGAGCUUCCAUCAUGCUGGUGACCGUUUGCGGCUCCUGAUCGCUCCCUUGCUGGCUCAGGAAUCCAUGUCUUCCAAAGACGCCACUUUCUGACCUGGUCCUGCUUCUCCUGCUGGGAUUUCUUCCUGUCUGCUUGGCUCAUCAUGGGAGGCUGUUUCUCCAAACCCAAGCCAGGGCCAGAUAACUUACCCCCAAGGGUUUUAAAAGAAUUGGCGGAGGAGAUCUCUGCACCCCUGAGGCUGAUUUUUAGUAAAUCUUGGAGUUCUGAGGAUGUUCCAGAGGACUGGAAAAAAGCUGAUGCCACAAUGCCAGUGAUUAAAAAAAGUAAACGGAAUUCACUCGUUGAAGUAAAGAUCGAAGUGGUGUUGCCGGAGAAGGAGAGGGCCAAAGAGGAGAUGUCUCCCAAUGGGAAAGCCAGCCCCAUCAUCUACAAAGCCAAUGGGACGUCUCGGCACUUCCAGCUGGAGGAACACCCUGUCGCCAUCAACCCAUACCGGAACCUGAAGGAUGUGGUGGAAGCCUCCGUCUGCUACGUGAAGGACCUUGACAACGGACAGAUGCGAGAGGUGGACCUGGGCUGUGGGAAAGCCCUACUAGUAAAAGAAAAUGGGGAAUUUUAUGCCAUGGGCCACAAAUGUCCUCACUAUGGCGCUCCAUUGGUGAAAGGGGUUUUGUCCAAGGGACGCCUGCGCUGUCCCUGGCAUGGGGCUUGCUUUAACAUCGGCACAGGCGAUAUAGAAGACUAUCCAGGCUUGGACAGCUUGCCGAAAUUUCAGGUGAAAAUUGAGAAAGAGAAAGUGUACAUCCGAGCAAGCAAACAGGCUCUUCAGACGCAAAGGCGGACAAAGGUGAUGGCCAAGUGCAUCUCCCUGAGCAACUACAGCAUCACCAGCACAAACGUACUCAUCAUUGGGGCAGGCCCUGCUGGAUUGGUGUGUGCUGAGACGUUACGGCAAGAAGGCUUCUCGGAUAGGAUCGUGAUGUGCACCAUGGACAGACACUUGCCCUACGACAGGCCCAAGCUGAGUAAGUCCAUGGAUUCCCACGCUGACCAGAUUGCUUUGCGCCCGAAGGAAUUCUUUCGUACGCAUGACAUUGAGGUCCUGACAGAAAUGCAGGUUGUGGCCGUAGAUGUUAAGAACAAGACGGCCGUAUUCAAGGAUGGGUUUAAGAUGGAGUACAACAAAGUGCUGCUUGCAACAGGGAACAUGCCCAAAACCCUCAGCUGUAAAGGCAAAGAAGUGGAGAAUGUUUUUAACAUCUGGACAGUGGAAGACGCCAACCGGGUGGUGAGGCUGGCCACCGGCAAAAAUGUCAUUGUUGUAGGAGCCUCUUUUCUAGGGAUGGAAGUGGCUGCAUAUCUCAUGGAGAAGGCCCAUUCCGUCUCAGUAGUGGAGCUGGAGGAAGUACCCUUCAAGAAGUUUUUUGGGGAGAAAGUUGGGCGAGCCAUCAUGAAGAUGUUUGAAAACAACUGGGUGAAAUUCUACAUGCAAACAGAGGUAUCAGAGCUGCGGGAACAGGAGGGCAAGCUAAAGGAGGUUGUUCUGAAGAGUGGCAAAGUUCUCCGUGCUGAUGUCUGUGUCAUAGGCAUAGGCGCGAUGCCAGCAACGGGCUUCUUGAAACAGAGUGGCAUUAAUGUGGACUCCAAAGGUUUCAUUGUGGUGAACAAGAUGAUGCAGGCCAGUGUCCCAGGAGUUUUUGCUGCUGGAGAUGCCGUGGCGUUUCCACUGGCGUUGAGGAAUAACAAGAAGGUGAACAUCCCUCACUGGCAGAUGGCCCACAUGCACGGGCGCAUAGCUGCACUCAACAUGUUGGCUCACGGGACCGAAAUCAGCACAGUCCCUUACCUGUGGACAGCAAUGUUUGGCAAGAGCAUCCGCUAUGCAGGCCACGGAGAAGGAUUUGAUGAUGUGAUCAUUCAGGGGGACUUAGAUGAACUAAAGUUUGUAGCUUUUUACACCAAGAAUGAUGAGGUGCUUGCUGUGGCAAGUAUGAACUAUGACCCCCUUGUCUCCAAGGUCGCGGAUGUCAUGGCAGCUGGCAGGGCAAUCCGGAAGCGAGACGUGGAAACUGGAGACAUGUCCUGGCUAACUGGAAAAGGCUCCUAACAGCCCUAGAAACGGCUGGUUUCCGACAGACUCUGCAGCAGCCAGAGUGGAGGUGCCAUAGGUCCCUUCGAUGAAUCCAGCACCUUUCCCUGAACCGUUCACCCCCUACAGCCCCCCAAGGGCCCAUGCUUGGGACCGCUGAUGCUGAGAUCAGCCCCCCCUGGAGCAACCAGAGGGAAAGGGCCCCCUCGGAAUUCAUCGGCUUGCCAUGACCUCUUGCGGCCAAGCUGGAAAAAUCCAGUGGAGUGGUGGGAGGAUGGGGAAAUGGGGCUCACGCUUGUGCACUUUCAUAGGAGCAGAGUGGAGUGCUGUUGCUGGAAACAGGGACCUCAAAGGCUAGCCUUUGACAGAGGGAAAUCUCCAUGGAUUGGAGUUAGCUGCAUCCCCUUGCCAGCCAUGUUCCAGCUGCUCUACCUGUCCACUCCAUUGCUAUCACAGUUCUCUUGAAUCAAGUCCAUAAUGUUCUUCCUCAAACGUUCCCUUAUAUGAGCCACAAACUGGGUGUGUGUCUGUGUGUGCCUUACAGCAGCCACAAUCAAAGAAACUGGGCUGGCAGGGCAGACGUUGGGGGCUGUGCCUAGGCACACCCACCUCUAUUUGUCCCCUUUGCAGCAGCUUAGGCUGUGCCUGCACUGCCGCAGUUCUGUUGGUCUUGCAUCAGGAUUGGGGGAGGAAUUUGAUUCUGUUUGCAUUUAAAGGCGAACCCACCUAAUUUGCACUUUCCAAAACAAUAUGCAAACUGGAACGCAGCCAUCUUUUGAAAGCUACACUUCCCUGAAUUUUGCAAAGCAGUUCUCCAGCAAGUAAUGUGUAAAAAUGCAUAUGCUAGGGUCAAAUAUGCAUAUGAAGGUGCAUUUUAAUGAAAACAACAUUAAAAAUGCAUAUUUGGAAAAAUUGCUUGCAAAAAUGUGUAUGUUAACAAAAUCGCAUACAAGCAUGUGCGUUAGAAGAAAUUUGCCCUAAAAUGCUUACUAAUUGUCACGAGGACUUUUAAAAAAAAAAAAGCACACUGAUGUGGAAAUGUCGGGAAAAUGAGAAACUAAGAGAAACUGAAAUGGACAGAUCCCCCCAUUCUUGGUGGGAUCCAGGUUUCAUCUCACAGUUUCCCCCCCCCCAGCUCCCUCUUGCCAUCCUUACCUGUGUCCCCGCCUGUAUCAGGAAGACCCUGUGUGUUUCCGCGAAUGCAGAAAAGACGCAGAAUCCAGCUUCCGGAUCAUUGCACUUUUUUUUUUCGUAAGCAAGUUACUAGCCGUUUGGGUUGCCAAGGUAUGCUCGAAAGUAU
Messenger RNA from Rhineura floridana, 3868 nucleotides. It is a transcript of the gene AIFM3, whose product is annotated as apoptosis inducing factor mitochondria associated 3. Gene Ontology annotation, cellular component: cytoplasm; mitochondrion. Gene Ontology annotation, biological process: execution phase of apoptosis. The record is from RefSeq and is a predicted model, not a curated record. Lineage: Eukaryota; Metazoa; Chordata; Lepidosauria; Squamata; Rhineuridae. Gene Ontology annotation, molecular function: flavin adenine dinucleotide binding; oxidoreductase activity, acting on NAD(P)H; 2 iron, 2 sulfur cluster binding. Bases 622 to 2586 code for a protein of 654 amino acids. The transcript has 21 exons.